GCCUCAUCAUUACUACCCUCUCUCUCUCUCUCUCUCUCUCUCUCUCUCAAAACCUUUCUUCCUGCGAAAUCAACCCAAAACUCCAUCUAAUGGCCACUCUUCUGCAACUCCUGAUCACUCUCGCCUUCCUCCUCCUCUCAACCACCGCUUCCACCACCGCCUCAACCCUCCCUCCAUCACCAUCAUCCUACCAAAGCCGAACUCAACCCCUCCUCCUCUUCGGCCCCGUCCUCUCCUCCCUCGGCUUCCGAAACUUCGCCGCCGCCGCUCCCUCCCUCUCCAACUCCACCGCCUGGCGCGGCCCUGUCACCUUCUUCGCACCCUCCGACUCCUCCCUCCUCACCUGCGGCCCUUCCUGCUCCCUCCCCCUCCUCCUCCAAGAACACACAGUCCCGGGCCUCUUCUCCCUCCGCUACCUCCGCACCCUCCCCUUCGCCACCAAGAUCGAAACCCUAGCCCCCGACCGCUGCCUCACCGUCACCUCCUCCGCUCCUAACGCCUCCAAGGUCUUCGUCGGCGGCGUCGAGAUCACCCACCCGGACCUCUUCGACGACGGCCUCGUAGUCGUCCACGGCCUACAGGGCUUCGUCUCUCACCUCUCCCCGUUCUCCUGCAACAUCGAACGAACGACGUCCCUCUCCUUCCCCCCACCUCCCCCUCCCCAGGACGCGUCCUUCGUCAUGCGCCUGAUGCUAAAAGACGCCAUGCUCCGUCUACGGUUAAGCGGUUACAGCAUCGUGGCCGUUGCUCUGAGAGUAAAAUAUCCCUAUCUGGUGGACCUCAAGGCGGUUACCGUGUUCGCCUUAAACGACGCCGCGAUAUUUUCCGACGUCGGACACGAGUACGUUACCAGUUUUCGCUUCCACAUCGUUCCGAACAGGUUGCUGAUGGCGAGCGAUCUGGAGCGGUUGCCGGCCGGGACGGUGUUUCCAACGCUGAAUCUAGGGCAGGAACUGGUGGUUACUACCGGCGGCGGCGGCGGCGGCGGAGGUCCGUUUGGGGGGCCGGUGAGGAUCAACUACGUGAGGAUUGAGAGACCAGAUCUGAUAUUCAACCUGAAGAUGGUGGUUCAUGGACUGUCGAUGCCGUUUCCGCAUGUGAAUGUGACGGCCGUGAUCGGGUCGGGGUACGACGCUGCUGGUUGUGGAGUGGCCGGAAGUGCUGACGUCGGCUAUUCGGUGGCCCCACAGUCCAGGAUUGAACGGACGGACGAGAUUGAAGAUCACCAUGGUCUUUGAGAUGGAUGUGAUUGUUGUUACUCUUUAACUGCUAGUACUGCCUACGCAUUCACUGUCUCGCUCGUGCUUCUUGUGUUGUACGUUGUGGUACAACCCCAUGUUAUCCCUCGUUCCCACUAGUUUUACUGAAUAAAAACUUUGCUCAUUUCCGUAGUAA
Molecule: messenger RNA, 1395 nt
Organism: Rhododendron vialii
Lineage: Eukaryota; Viridiplantae; Streptophyta; Magnoliopsida; Ericales; Ericaceae
Product: fasciclin-like arabinogalactan protein 21
Exons: 1
Coding region: 90-1238 (382 amino acids)
Source: RefSeq, a predicted model, not a curated record